This is a messenger RNA of Strongyloides ratti, 243 nucleotides long. RefSeq lists its product as hypothetical. The transcript is spliced from 2 exons. Bases 1 to 243 code for a protein of 80 amino acids. The record is from RefSeq and is a predicted model, not a curated record. NCBI's taxonomy places the organism in Eukaryota, Metazoa, Nematoda, Chromadorea, Rhabditida, Strongyloididae.
AUGCCAGAAAAAAAGACAGUUAGUAAAGAAGAUGAAAACGAUUCGGAGCAGGUGAAAUCAAAUGUUACAAGUUACGGAAAAAACUAUCCAAAUAGAAAAGAAAAUGAAUGGAAAAAAUUUGGAAUUGCUGAAUUUAAAAAUUAUUUUAGAGAUAAAGAAAAAUUAAGUAACUUUAAAAAAAAUAUUUUCACAGCUUUUGAAAAAAAAUUUAAUUUAAAUGAAAAAGCUGUUAAAAUGAAAUGA